AUGUCGCGGAAUUCUCCCUGUUUGAAGCAUGACUUUGGCUGCAAACGCCUGGAAACACUGCGAAAGCCCAUUUUUCAACAAGGUCCUCGUCGGCAAAGGCUGAGAGGGUGCCUGGAGCGGGUGAAGCGUCAGCUUUUCCGCGUCGGGGAGGAUUGGUAUUUCCUCUUCAUCCUGGGGGUCCUGAUGGCCACCAUCAGCUUCAUGAUGGACCUCCUGGUCUCCAGGCUCUACGAGGCUCACCGGUGGCUUUACCGAGAGGUCGGUGACAUCUUGGUGCUCAAGUACCUCUCGUGGACCAUGUACCCCACGGCGCUGGCGGCCUUCUCCACCGGUUUCUCCCAGAGCAUCACCCCGCACUCGGGAGGCUCCGGCAUCCCGGAGCUGAAGACCAUCCUGACGGGCGUGGUGCUGGAGGACUACCUGGCCAUCCAAAAUUUUGGAGCCAAGGUGGUGGGGUUGACCUGCACCCUGGCGUGCGGCAGCACUGUUUUCCUCGGCAAAGUGGGUCCUUUCGUCCACCUCUCCGCCAUGGCCGCCGCGUAUCUGGGGAAGAUGCGGACCUCGGUUACGAGGGAGUACGAGGUGGGGAUCAAAUCCCCCCUAAACCCCCCCGUUUUUCCAGGGGUGCUUUUCAGCAUCGAGGUGAUGUCCUCCCACUUCGCCGUGCGGGAUUACUGGCGGGGCUUCUUCGCUGCAACCUGCGGCGCCUUCAUGUUUCGCCUCCUCGCCGUCUUCAACAGUGACCAAGAAACCAUUGCUGCUGUUUUUAAGAGCGACCUCAAGAUUGAUUUCCCCUUCGACCUCCUGGAGACCUUCUUUUUUGCAAUUUUGGGGUAAGGAGGGCCCUGCCUGUGCGGGUUGGGGGGCUGCGCCUCCCUCUUCUGCCGGCGCUGGCGGCUGGCGGCCGUCAAGGAGAACCGGCUCACAGCCAAGCUGCUGGCCACUGACAAGCCGGUCUACACGGUGCUGGUGGUGCUGCUCCUUGCCUCCAUCACCUUCCCGCCGGGGCUGGGGCAGCUGAUGGCCUCCAGGCUCACCAUGAAGGAGUAUCUCACCUCCCUCUUUGACAACCGCACGUGGGGCGCGCUGGUCCCCAACGCCUCCUCGGUGGCCGACGGCCCCGGCGUGGACCCUCGGGGGCUGUGGCAGGAGUGGUGCCACCCCUCUGCCACCAUCUUUGGCACCUUGGCCUUCUUAUCCUACCAAGUGGUGGUGGAGGAGUUCAUGGAGUGCCGGGUGGUGGCCUUGGCCAAGGGCGGUGGCUUCGAGGAGGUGCUGGUGGCCUUGGAUGCCUCCGCCGAUGCCGAAUACCCCGUGGUGGAGAGCGCAGGGUCACCCACGCUGCUGGGCACCGUCAGCAGAGCCCAGCUGGUCGCCUUCCUCCAGAGCCACCAGCACCCCCAGGCACCCCCGGGGGACAAGGUUUGGGAGGGGGGGGAAUGCAUCCUGAUGGGGCCGGGAGCCACCAAAGCCCACCCCCCCACCCCCCCAACUCCAUGUCACAGCGAGGGGACGUGGUGGGGGUGGCUUUGUCCCCACGCGCUCCCGUUGUCACCUCCCCAAGGCCCCGCCGGCUAUGCCCUGGCCGGCGCAGCCGCCUUUUCGGGCUCGGUGACUCAUGCCAUCUCCACGGCUUUACUGGUCUGUGAGGCCACCGGUCACCUGGGCCAUGUCCUCCCCGUCAUCCUGGCCGUGCUGGUGGCCAACGCCAUCACCCAGAAGCAUCAGCCAUCCUUCUACGAUGGCACCAUCAUCGUCAAGAAGCUGCCCUACCUGCCCCCCAUCCGCAGCCGGCACAUGGCGUAA
Molecule: messenger RNA, 1806 nt
Organism: Nipponia nippon (crested ibis)
Lineage: Eukaryota; Metazoa; Chordata; Aves; Pelecaniformes; Threskiornithidae
Source: RefSeq, a predicted model, not a curated record